AUGUCUGCCCAAAAUCUAAACAUUGUUGAUAGUCCCGAAUGGCUUUACCGACAGCUCCCGCUAAGCGAGUCGGAAAUACGCCUGUUGAGAUUAGAAACCAGAGGCGGGCCAUCAGCUGAAAUUCGAGCUUCGCUUAUCAAGUAUAACCUGCAAGAAAGUCCAAAAGAUGUCACCUCUUUUCAGGCUUUGUCUUAUACGUGGGGGCAUAGUUCAUUUACUCACAAUAUCAUUGUCAAUGGUGUAAAGCUACCUGUUGCUGAUAACCUAUACUCAUUCUUGCAGCAUCGACAGGAAGGAAAUCAAUGCAUCGAUCUUUGGGUAGAUGCAGUAUGCAUUAAUCAAAAUGAUUUAUUGGAAAAGAAUCGCCAGAUUCCGAUGAUGAACAGGAUCUAUAUGAGGGCUAGUGAACUUGUUAUCUGGCUUGGACCACCUUCUUUCGACAGUGAUCUGGCAAUUCAGUCGAUUCUCGAGAUAGGUAGUGGCUCUCCUUAUGACAAGCUAGGUACUAUUAAGGAUGAUGUCUGGCAAGCUAUCCAAAGCUUGCUCGAACGCCCUUGGUGGAAACGUAUCUGGAUUGUUCAAGAGCUUACGAUGGGGGCAGCGGCUACGAAGGUGGGACAAGCAGCAAUCUACUGCGGCCAAGCUCACGUUUUAUGGAUAAAUGUGGUGGUAGCAGCCGCUCGCAUGAAAGCUCACCAGGAUGACCACAGACAAACAUUCCCCGCCAUCACAGACAUAUUAGAGCUUGACAGUUUGCGCGAUACUGUAGGUCACUUCUUAUUCAAGCCAAGUUCUCAAGCCUGGUUUGACUUAGUUUGUCGAUAUCGGUCCUUUCAAGCCUCAGAUAAGCGAGACAAGAUAUACGCAAUCUGGAACAUGUUUAUUAUACUGCCAUCAAACCGACUUGAAACCAGGUAUGACGAAUCUGUGACAAAGGUAUACACCGACUUCGCUGCAAUGUUGUUGCUAGGUGAAUCUAAGCUAGAGAUUCUUCGCCAAUGUGGCAAUGGUGAUCAAGAUCUACCAUCUUGGGUUCCCGACUGGUCUACUCCACUUGGCUCGCAGCCUUUACCUCUUCGAAACAUCCAGCGUUAUUUCGAUGUUCCGUGGUGGGCAGAGCCGGUGUAUACGGAACGCAAGAAGCCUAUGAGAGCCGAUGGAAGCGGUGGGCGGUCGUCGGUUACAUUCCGUGGCAACGGUCCACCAAUGACUUCGGAAGAUGAGGUGUUACGACAACGCCGAAUUAAACGACUAGAAAUGGCAGCCAACGGCUCUGCAGUUAUUAAAAAUCUGGAGGAUGUUCCAUCAAAUUUUGUUUUUCAUCAAAUGCCACCUGGCAUGAAAAAUCAACUUCGAGAAUUGCUCCAACGCGAUGAUUCCAUGCUCGUCGUUGGCCACGAAAAUCCCCAUCUACCUGACGAACCUGACGCAUUGCAACAAGGGGAGCUCAUCACGGAGCGUGAAAUGAAAAGGUGGCUACUGCAAGAGUUGAGACACUCGAGUUCAGAGCCACUGUACACAACUGCUACUUCGGUAGAUGCCUCCUUCGAGAUAGACAAGAAUGAGAAAACUUUACAGAUGAAGGGGAUCUUAUGGGAUGAAUUGGAAAUAUGCCAUGAGAGCUUCGCAGAGGAUAUUAGUAAAAAUUGGACGGACGCGACUCGUUUCAUGGUCGCCGUUGGUUGCUGCAAGCAUCUUGCCAUGUCCAAUAAAAAAGCAUCUGUCAGAUAUCCAACUGUAAAUCAGCUACUGCAAGCCUUCUGGUCAACUUUAUUCGUGGGACAGGUGACAGGAAAGGGGGAACCCCGUUACGAAGACUGGCUUCCGGAAACUUCGAAGUCUUGGUCGCCAGGGCAGCCUCCAAUGACAGCAAAAACAACGGGUUUGAUUGAGCUUGCAGAGAUGGGCGAAGCUUUGGACCAAUCUUUGUCUACUCUUAACACAGAGACCGAAGAUUGCCACUAUAAGUUUGGCAGCACGCUAGAUCCUCAGCUAAAAGAGCGAGCCUUCCCACAGCAUGAUGAUGCCCAUAUUGCCCUUUUAUACCAGCUUGCUUCAACAUGGCAAGAACAGCCUUACGAUCUUUAUCAUCGGCCAUUCCAUUUGGUGAAUUUGGUACCAGAUCCGUAUUGGGAUUGCAGACGACGCAGCGAUGAGCUUGCUAAGCGACAAGCAAAGAAAAGACGGGUAAAUCAUAUCGUAUCAGACGUCGAUGUCGGUAGCCCCAAAGACACAGGCCACUCCGAGAGGAAACUUUUACGCCAGGCUAUUGAUGCUUCAGAUAAAGCUCUGCAACAGCAGCCAAGCCUAGUGCCACAGGAUACGUUGGAAGCAGGUAUUGAGAAGUUUGCUUUAGGGCGACGGUUCUUCAUUACUAAAGAAGGCUACUUUGGAUUAGGUCCUCAGAAACUUGAGCCUGGGGAUAGAGUUGCGGUGCUUUUUGGCUCUGGCGUUCCUUUUGUGCUUCGAAAGUGUCCAGCUUUAUCAGGGAAGCGAGCUUGGAGAAUUAUAGGAGAGUGUUACGUACAUGGGAUAAUGCAGGGCGAAGUAAUCCGGAAAUGGGAAAUGGGUACAUCUAAGGCGCAGAUGCUUCUUUUGGUUUGA
Trichoderma gamsii is the source of this 2604-nucleotide messenger RNA. RefSeq lists its product as hypothetical. The transcript has a single exon. Lineage: Eukaryota; Fungi; Ascomycota; Sordariomycetes; Hypocreales; Hypocreaceae. The record is from RefSeq and is a predicted model, not a curated record. The coding region runs from base 1 to 2604 and encodes 867 amino acids.